UCCUCAUUCAGCAAGGCAAAAUGGCGUCGGGUGCCAUUGCUACGGAGACUAAGAAAAUAACUGAUUUACGGGUUAUAGACCUUAAAACUGAGCUCAAGCGAAGGAAUUUAGAUGUCGCGGGCGUAAAAAAUGUUCUUAUCGCCAGACUGAAGCAGGCCAUCGAGGAGGAAGGCGGAGACCCAGACAGCAUUGAAAUUCCGCAGUCUGUUGACACACCCACUAGGAAACAUGCUAAAUCGAAAGGAAAGAAAGUGGACUCAGACACUGACAACACAAUGGAAGAGGAGUCUUUCUCCAAGGAAACAGAAGAUGAAGAUAUUGAAAAAGAUGUAACUGAUACUGAUGAUGGUACUCGUGAAAAUUCUAAACAUCUCCCCUGUGAAGAUGGCCUCGUGGAGGCUGAACAUGUGGCGGGGAUGGAAAGCGAGGCCGCCGCCCGCGAUAAAGAAGUCGAGGACGAUAACAUAUCCGUCACAAUCCAGGCAGAAGAUGCCAUCACGUUGGAUGUUGAUGGCGAUGACCUCCUGGAGACAGGUAAACAUGUGAAACUUCCAGAUUCAGAGGCGGGCAAGGGCUGUGACGAGCCAGAGCCCUCUGCCGAGAUGAGCCCGGAGGAAGACAUGAAGGCGGAAGCCAAAGAGGGCCAUAAAGAUGGUAAGAAAGAUGACGGACUGAAGACUGACCCCGCAAAGAAGGAGAGCCGAGAGGCCUCGAAGAAGGCUGAAAUGGGAGACAAAGAAAAGGAUUCUGGGAAGAAAGGCCCCUCAUCUACUGGGGCUUCGGGUCAAGCAAAGAGUUCUUCAAAAGACAAAGAUGGGAAGACCGCAAAGGAUGAAAAAGGUACGAGCAGUGGAAGCACCGGCAGCUCGACGCGCAACCUGUGGGUGAGCGGCUUGUCCUCCAACACCAAAGCGGCCGACCUGAAGAACCUGUUUGGGAAAUAUGGAAAGGUUUUUAGCGCUAAAGUCGUAACCAAUGCCCGUAGCCCAGGAGCAAAAUGCUACGGCCUGGUGACAAUGUCCUCUAGCGCGGAGGUGGCCAGAUGCAUCUCUCAUCUUGACCGCACUGAACUCCACGGACAGCAGAUCUCUGUCGACAGGGUUAAAAGUGAUCCAUUCAAAAAGGAUUUUUCCAAGAAAGAAACAGAUGAAAAAUCAGGAUCCAGCAAGGCAUCGGGGGAGAAGCGCUCCGCUGCCGGGCUGAAGACGGCCAGCAAGACACCCAUCUCCUCUAAAAAGGAAGAGAAGAAGUCGGAGAAGCCCGACAAAGACGGCAAGGACGCCUCAAAGAAACAGGAGUCGAAGGGCGCCAAGUUGGACGCCGCGCCGUCGGGCUCCGUGCAGGACGCCUCCAAGAAGGACGAGAAGAAGCACGGACGUAAGAGUCCUGGAAAGAUGGUGAUCAUCGAUCAGACCAAAAUGGAACCUGGCUUCAGCAAGAUCAGGCCGCCGUUCAGGAGGGGGCGGUUCGACAAGCCUGGUUUUCCAAACAUGAUGGCACGCCGGCCCAGAUCGUUCAUCCCCCCAGAAGAGAUGGAGAUGCUGAGGAACAAAGGGAGGAUCUUCCCGAAUAAAGGAGGCAGCAAGGAGAUCCUGCCCUUCGAGAAGAUGAAGGAGCAGAGGAUGCGGGAGCGACUGGUCCGGCUGGAGCGCAUCCGCAGGGCCAUGGAGCUGCGAAGGCGGCGGGAGAUCGCGGAGCAGGAGCGGCGGGAGCGGGAGCGCAUCCGGCUGCUGCGGGAGCGGGAGGAGCGCGAGCACCUCCUUCGGGAGCGCCAGCGGCUGGAGAUCGAGCGGCAGAAGCUGGAGCGAGAACGCAUGGAGCGCGAGAGGCUGGAGAGGGAGAGGAUACGCAUCGAGCAGGAGCGGCGUAAGGAGGCGGAGCGCCUGGCCCGGGAGAGGGAGGAGCUGAGGAGGCAGCAGGAGCAGCUGAGGUACGAGCAGGAGAAGAGGAACUCGCUGAAGAGAGGCCGCGACGUGGACCACAGGAGGGACGACCCCUAUUGGAACGGCAACAAGAAGCUUCAGACGGAUUCAGAGGGCCGGCUGAGCCAGGGCUCCGAUUACAGCCGACAGCAGAACCGCUUUGCGGAGUUCCCUCCGCGGGACAGGGGCCGCUUCCCUGAGGGCUCCUCCGUGGAGCCCAACAGCUUUGACAGACGCAACCGCUUCGAGAACGAGGCCGAGGGGAAGAAGAGCCGGCCCCCGGCCCGGAGAGACAGCUCCGGCUUCGACCGCUACCCCAAGGGCUUCGAGCCCCCGAGGAGGGCGGAGCCGCCGCCGCCCCCUCCCCGCGGGGAGCUGCGCGAUACGGACCGACGGGAGAUCCGGGACCGGGACGAGCGCAGGGCCGUGCCCAUGCCCGAGCGGCCGGCAGGGGGCAGGGGCGGGAUUCCGGGCAUGUCCCACGCCCGCUCCCCCAGGGAGACCGGACACGGAGGCUGGAAGAACGACGGGGGGAUGGGAGCCAGCAAGGGAGACAUCCGGGGGGCAGUGCGGAUGCGUCCGGAACGGUCAGCCAGGGAGGGACCCGGGCCGGGGCUCAGGGGCGCUCCUUCAGCCAGUCGGGGGAGAUCCAGCUUCAGCGGCCGGGACGGGGGCAGGCCCAUGGUGAUGGAAGAACAGCAUUACAGCGCGGGACGGCAGGUGGUUGUGGAGCGGCACAGCAGGGACCCGGGCCCCCGGAAGGAGUGGCACGGGGGGCCGGGCUCCCAGAGCGGGGGGUUCCCCGACAGCCGGAGACUGGGGGACAGCCGAGGCAGCAUGAUGCCGCAGCACUCGAGCCAUUCCUCAUCCGGGAUGAACAGAAUCGUGCAGAUCACCAACAGUUCCCUCUCGGGCGGGAGCGGGGGAGGAUUCAAGCCCUUCAAAGGGGCCCCACGCAGGUUCUAGGGGGCCACACCAGCUGUCCAAACUGUAUUUGCAAAACAAAAGUUUUUAUAUGUUUUAUUUUUUUUAUUUUAUUUUUUGACUAGGCGUUUUAGAUGGUUGGAUUAUGGCAGAGAGGUUCGUGUUAAAAAAAAAAAAAAGCUGUUUGUUUUGUAUAGAUGCGUGUAAAAUUUCAUGUAGGUUUUCCUAACAGU
This is a messenger RNA of Megalops cyprinoides (Indo-Pacific tarpon), 3079 nucleotides long. It is a transcript of the gene sltm, whose product is annotated as SAFB-like, transcription modulator. Gene Ontology annotation, molecular function: sequence-specific DNA binding; RNA binding. The coding region runs from base 21 to 2888 and encodes 955 amino acids. Gene Ontology annotation, biological process: regulation of mRNA processing; regulation of transcription by RNA polymerase II. The transcript is spliced from 20 exons. The record is from RefSeq and is a predicted model, not a curated record. Gene Ontology annotation, cellular component: nucleus. Lineage: Eukaryota; Metazoa; Chordata; Actinopteri; Elopiformes; Megalopidae.